Messenger RNA from Gadus morhua (Atlantic cod), 1951 nucleotides. RefSeq names its product meiotic recombination protein REC8 homolog. Gene Ontology annotation, biological process: double-strand break repair; meiotic sister chromatid cohesion. The transcript has 17 exons. Gene Ontology annotation, cellular component: meiotic cohesin complex. Gene Ontology annotation, molecular function: chromatin binding; protein binding. Bases 1 to 1911 code for a protein of 636 amino acids. The record is from RefSeq and is a predicted model, not a curated record. NCBI's taxonomy places the organism in Eukaryota, Metazoa, Chordata, Actinopteri, Gadiformes, Gadidae.
AUGUUUUACUAUCCUACUGCCUUGCAGCGCCACACAGGCUGCUUCACUACCAUCUGGCUUGCUGCUACAAAGGGGAUUAAAUUGUCGCGACGGGAGUUUUUAAAAGUCAACGUAAAAAGAACAUGCGAAGACAUCAUGGACUACGUGCUGGUCCGGAUGCCGCCCCCUCAGUCGGGUCUGCCCCGCCCCCGCUUCUCCCUCUACCUGUCCUCCCAGCUCCAGUACGGCGUGGUGGUCGUCUAUCACCACCAGUGUGGCCUCCUACUGGUUGAAAUACAAACUACUCUGGAGAGAUUGAACAAACAGAAGGCAUCGAAAUCGAUCAACUUGAAUGACAAAGAUAGAUCCUCUCUUCUCCUCCCUGAUGCUCUGCUCCUCCUGCAUGAGACAGAGGGGGCCAAGGACCCCCUCUUUGGUGUGAUGAUCUCUGGAGAGGCCGUGCCCAGCCCCCGCACAUUGACACAGAUGAGUGAUAGGUUUGCGCUUUCUCAGCCAUCCAGCAGUCCUAGCACCCGCACACCGAGCAACCGGACUGCCACUCCAGAAUCCAUCACUCUGAGAGAGAGACAGCCCGUCACUAUACCAUCCGCAGAGUUUGAGGGGCUGGAGCUUCCCGAUCAUGAUCCAGGGAUGAUCGAGUUCCUCCUGGCCCAGGACGAAUACUUCCCCGAGGGCAGAGAGAUAGAGUUGGAGAGAGCAGAAGAGGUCGCAGAGAGAGACGGAAGCAGAGAGACCACAGGCUUCACUGCACCGUUACAGCCCACCAUGAUUGCUAGUGAAGACGCCACACUACUGCCACAGGAGGACUUUAGCCCAGGACCCUGGCCCCCCACAGGGGAAGUGACGCCGGUGGCUUCCGCUCGGAUACCCUCUCUUCCUGGGGCCGAAGAGCUGGAAACACUUAUAAGAAUACGACGUCCCACGUUGGAGGUCCCGAGGAAGAGGAGGGCUCGGAGGAGGGGGCAGCUCCUCUUCUUCGACCCGGAAACCCAGCUGAGCCAGGAGGAGCUGCAGCGGUGCAUCGAAGACCCCAUGACGGAGACGGAAAUCAUCCCACUGGCCCCGGACCCCACUCACAGGAGGCUGUCUGCGGCCUACCUGCUGACAGAGCCCUGCAACGUCUUGCCGGAGGCGAUACUGCGGCUAUGGCGACAGGCUGCGACCCUCACCCCGUUGGGCCCGGACCUGCAGGCGGGCCCGAGGGGGGCAGGGUCCACCGACUCGGAGAUAGGCCAAGAGGCCCAGAGAGAGCAGGACACGCAGGACAUACAGGAGAUGCAGUCCAUGGAGGCAGAAUGUGGUGGUGGUGGUGGUGGUGGUGUUGAUGGUGUUGGGGAUGAGGCAGACUGUGGUGGUGGUGGUGGUGGUGUUGAUGGUGUUGGGGAUGAGGCAGAAUGUGGUCGUGGUAGUGGUGUUGGGUCAUUUGUCGAAGGCUUGUUCCCUACAAAGUUUGAUGUUAACCACGUGUCCGAUCUGUUUAUUUGUGUGCCUGUCUGUCUCACUAUCAAGAAAUUGAGAGCAACGGCACACUCCCCCACGUCAUUAUCUGAUAUGUCCGGCCAGUCCAUACACCCUCUAGAGACCUCAGACAAGGCACUGAGCAGAGAGGCAUCACCCCAUGUAACACCUGAGAUGAAAGGACUGGCGGGCAUCCCAGAGGAAGUCGACAUGGAGGUUGGUGAUCCGAGCUUCUCUGUGGAUCUCCCAGGACUAUUGGACGAUGAUGAAGAGUCGUCGCUGCUCUUCCACACGCUGAUCCCUCCCCUGGCCGACCGCAAGGCCGUGAGCUACUUCUUCUGGAGCCUGCUGGAGAAUGUAGCAGCCAAGAAACUGAGUGUGGAACAAGAUGAGCCCUACAGCGGCAUCACAAUAUCACGUGGACCCAACUAUGAGGCGCCAUUUUACUUUUAGAAAACUGACCAUCCAGACACAAACACUGCAUAGCACGUAC